AUGAAAUCAAUACUUGAAAUAUGUCAAAAUGGAGGUACUAAUGAAUUAAUUAAAAUGAUUGACGAUGGAAUACCUUUUAAUUCACCUGAUGAAAAUGGAAUGUAUCCUAUUCAUUAUGCAGCAUUAUUUGGAAAUGAAGCAGUUAUUAGAGUAUUAAUAAAACAUGGUGCAGAUGUUAAUGUACAAACAAUCAAUGGAAAAACUCCAUUACAUUUUGCUGUACAAGGAGGUAGAUUAACAUUAACUAGAAUACUUCUUCAUGACAAUGCAAACCCAGCAAUUGUUGAUUCACAAAAGAAUAAUGCAUUGACAUUAGCAUGUAAACGAGGAUUUUUACCAAUCGCAGAAUAUAUAUUAAUUCAUUCAAAUGGACUUGCAUCAACAGCCAUUGACUAUUGUUGUAAAGAGAAUUAUAUAAAUUUAAUUAGAAUGUUUAUUGAUUAUGUUACACCACAAGAAUUAAUGGAAGGAUUAUCUAAAAUGAACUUAUCAAAAUGGGGUGAUUUAUCAUCUAAAUUAAUGGUUCCAUCUGGAGAUUUUACUUAUGAAAUUGACUGUCAACCAUUUGAUAAACAACUUUGUGACUACUUUAUUAAUUCUACACCUCCUUUAGACGCACCUUUAAACGUUCAUUCUUCUAUUAUAUUUAAUGAAAUACCAUACUUUGCUUUAAUCCCUUCUAAUUCACAAGUUUCUUUAUCACCAGAACCUCUUAUUGUAAUGUUGAAUUAUUGUUAUACACACACAAUUGAUUCUUUAUUAUUAAGCCAUAAACCUAUUACUUACGGUAUUGAAAUUCUUCGUCUUUCUCAUCCACAACGUCUAGGUUCAAUAGUUCCAUUAAUAACAAAAGUAAUUGAACAAAUUAUUCAAAGUGAUUUAUCUGAAAUUGGUAUAUUAGUUGAAUUCUUUAAAACACAAGACCAUCGUUAUUUUUAUGAAUCAUUAUUUCAAGGUUUAAUAUCUACUUUAUUAAAACAUAUUUCAGUACCAUCUGUUUUAGAAUCAGUUCAAUCUCUUCCACGUGGAUUUAUAGAUGAUAUGAUUAACCUUUUACCAACACAAUAUCCAGAUAUUCAAUUACCAAAUUAUAAUGAAUUAAAGAAUCUUCAAUGGUGA
Messenger RNA from Entamoeba histolytica HM-1:IMSS, 1119 nucleotides. RefSeq names its product ankyrin repeat protein, putative. Lineage: Eukaryota; Evosea; Mastigamoebida; Endamoebidae. The record is from RefSeq and is a predicted model, not a curated record. Gene Ontology annotation, molecular function: protein binding. Bases 1 to 1119 code for a protein of 372 amino acids. The transcript has a single exon.